This is a messenger RNA of Fraxinus pennsylvanica, 939 nucleotides long. NCBI's taxonomy places the organism in Eukaryota, Viridiplantae, Streptophyta, Magnoliopsida, Lamiales, Oleaceae. The record is from the annotation of a GenBank genome assembly.
AUGUCGGAUACAUACUGCUCGGACUGCAAGAGGAACACGGAGGUGGUAUUCGAUCACUCGGCGGGGGAUACUGUGUGUUCCGAGUGCGGUCUUGUGCUGGAGUCCCGUUCCAUCGAUGAGACUUCUGAGUGGAGGACUUUCGCUGAUGAUUCGGGCGAUCAUGACCCGAACCGUGUUGGAGGACCUGUUAAUCCGCUUCUUGCUGAUGCGGCCCUAUCGACCGUGAUUUCGCGAGGACCUAAUGGGUCUAAUGGGGAUGGAUCCCUUUCCCGGUUGCAGAACCGCGGUGGUGAUCCCGAGCGGGCUAUUGUACUGGCCUUUAAGGCCAUUUCCAAUAUGGCUGAUAGGUUGAGUCUUGUUGCAACUAUUAAGGAUCGGGCCAGUGAAAUAUAUAAAAGGUUGGAGGAUCAGAAGUGUACAAGAGGAAGAAAUUUGGAUGCUAUAGUGGCUGCCUGCAUUUACAUUGCUUGCCGGCAAGAAGGCAAACCGCGCACUGUAAAAGAAAUAUGCUCUAUUGCAAAUGGAGCAACAAAGAAAGAAAUUGGCCGAGCGAAAGAAUUUAUUGUGAAACAAUUGAAGGUUGAGAUGGGUGAAUCUAUUGAAAUGGGUACCAUACACGCUGGGGAUUAUCUGAGGCGUUUUUGUUCUAAUCUUGGUAUGAGCCACGAAGAAAUCAAAGCUGUCCAAGAAACUGUCAAGAAGUCAGGGGACUUUGAUAUAAGGAGGAGCCCGAUAUCAAUUGCUGCAGCAAUUAUUUUCAUGAUAACUCAACUGUCAGAGUCAAAGAAAGCCUUGCGAGAUAUUUCAAUUGCUACCACAGUUGCAGAAGGGACUAUCAAGAAUGCAUACAAGGAUUUGUAUCCUCAUGCUGCAAAAAUAAUACCAGACUGGUACGCGAAGGAAAGGGAUCUCAAGAACCUCAGUAGUCCUAAAGCCUAG